Sardina pilchardus (European sardine) is the source of this 1546-nucleotide messenger RNA. RefSeq names its product YJU2 splicing factor homolog (gene yju2). Gene Ontology annotation, cellular component: U2-type catalytic step 1 spliceosome. NCBI's taxonomy places the organism in Eukaryota, Metazoa, Chordata, Actinopteri, Clupeiformes, Clupeidae. The record is from RefSeq and is a predicted model, not a curated record. Gene Ontology annotation, biological process: mRNA splicing, via spliceosome. The transcript has 8 exons. The coding region runs from base 98 to 1150 and encodes 350 amino acids.
AAGAAAAAAAACAGUAAAGGAAACCAGAGGAAACUCAUCGUUGUCACCGGCCUCUUAUAAUUGUUGGAAAUAUAGCUACAUUUAACACAGGUUCAGAAUGUCCGAACGAAAAGUUUUGAACAAAUACUAUCCCCCAGAUUUCGACCCCUCGAAAAUCCCCAAGCUCAAGCUACCUAAAGACCGUCAGUAUGUUGUUCGAUUGAUGGCCCCAUUCAACAUGAGGUGCAAGACCUGCGGGGAGUAUAUAUACAAGGGGAAAAAGUUCAACGCUCGGAAGGAAACAGUACAAAAUGAGCACUACAUGGGACUGCCCAUUUUCCGAUUUUACAUCAAAUGCACAAGAUGCCUGGCUGAGAUCACUUUCAAGACAGACCCAGAGAACACAGACUAUGCAAUGGAGCAUGGUGCCACACGAAAUUUUCAAGCAGAAAAGCUGAUUGAGGAGGAGGAGAAGAAGAUCCAGAGGGAUCGAGAGGAGGAGGAGCUGAACAAUCCCAUGAAGGUCCUGGAGAACCGGACACGUGACUCAAAAAUGGAGAUGGAGGUCCUGGAGAACCUGCAGGAACUGAAGGAGCUGAACCAGCGGCAGGCGCAGGUGGACUUUGAGGGAAUGCUGGGUCAGUACCGGGACCUGGAGCAGCAGCAGCGGCAGAGAGAGGUGGACGAGGACGAGCGUGAGACCAAGGAGAUGCUGGACAGAGCCCUGGUGAAGAGACUGAGGGACUCCGACUCUGACUCUGACCAGGACGAGAAAGAGAAGGCAGGAGUGAAGAAGCACGCAGCAGAGCGGCCCACUGACAUCCUCACAACUGCAAAGAGCACAGACAUCCAGGUGAGCACGGGGCCGGUGAAGCGGGUGCAGCCAGAGAGCUGGGAGCGAAGUGUUGGAGGUUUGGGGGCCAAAGCUGUGCUGGGCUCCCUGGUGGUCAGGAAGAAGCCCACUGCCUCUGCCUCAAAGUCCAGUAGCAGCAGCACACCGUCUGGGCCCAGCACUCAGCAGACAGAAAGGAAGACUGCAACCCCUUCCAGCAGCAACACACAACCAGCAGCCAAGCAGAACAGCUCCCCAGCGACCCAGUCAGCGGUUCCUCAGAACGGUUCCUCUCUCAGCCUGCUGGGGGCGUACUCAGACAGUGAUGACAGUGAUUGAGACGGCCAUGUCUUGUGUACUGGUAGCUUUUAGUAUGUUUGUUUGUCUGUCUAUUUUUUCAAAUGAAAAACCUCACAGCUGUUAUGCAAAAGAUGAGCUGAUAAAAAUCAAGCAGGUGUCUAUUCGUCUGUCUUCAGAUUCAUAGCUCGGAUUCAAAACUUUUUACCCCUGUAUGGAACUGGUCUUUAAAAAGAACCCAUCAGACCUCAUGUUUCAGUUUCACCUACUGGUCUGUGACCUUCUGGUUCAGUCUCCAAGAGUUGUUCUAUUCUGCUCUAUGAGCGAACCAGCACUAAAACUCAGGAUUGCACAUGUGUGUCUGAGUCCUCAGUUUUCUAUCUGUGAUGAUGUACAGUAUAGCUACAAAUGUCUAAAUAAAGUUAUCAUUGAUACUGA